AUUAUAUUUUUCUUUCCUUUGCAAUCCUACUCUUCUGCUUCCGCACUCUCCACCGCCCACAGCCCACCGCCGCGUCCGCCUCUCUGAUUGCCGGCUCCGCUGUCCCGCUGCAAGGUGAGUUCUGCUUCUCCCAUUGCCGCCAUUCGUUCUGUUCUGCUUCUGCCCUAGCCACCGCCGCGUCUGCCUCUCCGGUUCACCGCCUCUGUUUUCUCGCUGCUAAGAAAAGAUGGAAACUUGGGAAAGUUUUGGGAGCCAUACCGAGAUUGAUGCUCAAAGUUUGGGAAAUGGAGGAGAUAGUAAUGCACUGAUCUUGCCAGCUAAGAAGAAAAGGAAAGGAAAUAAUCAGGAGCGUGGAAAAGUUGGGUCAAAUAAGAAACAGAAGCUGAGCAAACCUCAGAAGAAGAAGCUGAAGAAGUUGCAGGUUGACAAGGAGAAACAACUUCUCAUGGAAAAAAGCAUUGAGACAUUAAAAGAGAACUCACUUCCGGAGUCUGCAUAUUCUCUUUUGAAACCUUCAUGGAAGAUUGGGCGGGCUGAGACUGUGCAGGAGAAACGUACGAGGGCUGUACACUUACUGAAACAAGGAUUGGAGGUUUUACAUGAUAAUGAUGAACCUAAGAAACUGGAUUUUCCUCAUGGAAUUGAACCUGAGACAGAAGGGAUUCAUCUGGUGCAGGAAGUUGAGGAGAAUGGAAUUGUUGAUAUUCAAUUAACAAGAACAGAAAGAGAAGUAUCAAGUCCAACAUAUCUUGCUUUGGAAUCCUCUCAAGCAACAAUUCCUGCCAAUGAAUCUAUUAAUAAACCUGUAACUAAAAUUCCUAUUGAGAAGCAACUUGAUGAAAUCAGAAGUGCUUGUCUUGCAUCUUGUUCUACCAAUGGAAUAGCAAGCACCAAGUCAAGGGAUAAGACAGAUGAAAACGGUAACAGAAUCAAUGAAUUAAGCAACCCUGCAGAUCCUUUUGCACAGAGACCUUCAACUACCCCUACUGUUGUGCAUGUUUACAGACCAGCUGAGGUUGAAGAAAAAAGGAAGGAUCUGCCUAUAGUCAUGAUGGAGCAAGAGAUAAUGGAAGCUAUAAAUUACCAUUCCAGUGUUAUCAUAUGCGGAGAAACUGGAUGUGGUAAAACAACUCAAGUUCCUCAGUUUCUUUAUGAAGCUGGCUAUGGUUCAAGUAAGUCCCAUAUUCACAGUGGUAUUAUCGGUGUUACUCAACCACGUCGGGUGGCUGUUCUUUCCACUGCAAGGCGUGUGGCAUAUGAGCUUGGUCUUCAUUUGGGAAAGGAGGUUGGCUUUCAAGUUAGAUAUGACAAGAUGAUUGGAGAUAGUUGUUCUAUCAAGUUUAUGACUGAUGGAAUUUUGCUAAGAGAAGUUCAGAAUGAUUUUUUAUUGAGGCGGUAUUCAGUAUUAAUUCUUGAUGAGGCUCAUGAGAGGAGCUUGAACACAGAUAUUCUGGUCGGGAUGCUCUCACGUGUUAUAAAAGUUCGCCAAUUGGUUUAUAAUGAUCAGCAAAAGAAGAUACAAUCAGGGCAGAGUUUAAGUCCUGAAGAUCUUGUUUUUCCACUAAAACUUGUGCUGAUGAGUGCUACUUUGCGAGUACAAGACUUCACUUCUGAAAGGUUAUUUCCUUCUCCUCCACCUGUGAUAGAGGUUCCUACAAGGCAAUUUCCAGUAACAGUGUACUUUGCAAAGAAAACUGAAAUAACAGAUUAUAUUGGGGCAGCAUACACGAAGGUCUUGGCAAUUCAUAAGAAGUUGCCUCCUGGGGGCAUACUUGUUUUUGUUACUGGGCAAAGGGAAGUAGAAGACUUGUGUAGGAAGCUACGCAAAGCAUCAAAGGAGUUUGUCAUGAAAAAGGUUAAGGGGUCUGCAGAAAGUAAUGGGACUGCAGUCCCCGACACAAAUCCUGUUGAGGGAGUAAAUAUUAAUGAGAUCAAUGAAGCAUUUGACAUUCCUGGAAAUUCAGCUAUCCAGCCAACUGAUAGGUUUAGCGCCUAUGAUGAAGAAGAGAUUGAUGUAGAUGAAAAUGAUUCUGACUUUUCUUAUGAUUCAGAAACUGAGAGUGAAUUGGAAUUUAAUGGUGAUGAUAAUGUUGAACAAUCAGAGAAUGACAGUAAUAUUGUAAACGUCUUAAGGCAGGAAGGAGGCCUUGCUUCUCUGAAGGCUGCUUUUGAAAAAUUGUCUGGGAAAUCCCCAUCAAGCACCUUGAAUAAGGAGCAGACUUCUGUGAAUACAGAAGGUGGUUCAGACCAACCAAAAGUUUUCAGGGAGAGCAGAGCUAUAGAAAAUUCUAGUUCUUCUCCAGGUGCACUCUUUGUUCUUCCUCUUUAUGCCAUGCUGCCAGCAGCAGCCCAACUUCGUGUAUUUGAAGAUGUCAAGGACGGAGAGCGCCUUGUUGUUGUUGCCACAAAUGUUGCUGAAACAUCAUUAACUAUUCCAGGGAUAAAGUAUGUGGUUGAUACUGGAAGAGAAAAAGUGAAAAAUUAUAACCCCUCCAAUGGCAUGGAGACAUAUGACAUACAGUGGAUUAGUAAGGCAUCGGCCGCUCAACGUGCUGGCAGAGCUGGAAGAACUGGACCUGGACAUUGUUAUCGUCUGUAUUCAUCUGCGGCCUUUAGUAACGAAUGUCCUGAGUACUCUCCAGCUGAAGUUGAGAAAGUUCCUGUUCAUGGUGUUGUCCUCCUCUUAAAAUCGAUACAUUUUAAGGAUGUUAAAAAGUUCCCAUUUCCUACUUCUCUUAAGAAGGAUUCCCUUCUUGAAGCUGAGAAUUGCUUGAAAGCUCUGGAAGCAGUGGAUAAGAAUGAUGAACUUACACUUUUGGGAAAAGCCAUGGCUCUUUAUCCUUUGAGUCCUCGGCACUCCCGAAUGUUGCUCACUGUUAUCAAGAGUAUAAGUCAUGGGCAUAAAUGUAAUCCAAGUUUGCUUUUAGCAUAUGCUGUUGCAGCUGCUGCCGCAUUGAGUUUGUCAAAUCCUUUUAUUAUGCAAUAUGAAGGAAAUGAAAGUGGAAAAGAUUCAGAGAUGUGUGAGAAAUCUGGCAUGGGGGAUAGUGAAAAAGACACCAAUAGAAAAGAAAAGUCCAGGCGAAAGAAACUAAAAGAAACUGCUAAACAGGCACGUGAAAAAUUUCGAGUUGUCACGAGUGAUGCCCUGACCACAGCCUAUGCGUUGCAGUGUUUCGAGCAGUCACAGAAGAAGCUGGAAUUCUGUGAUGGUAAUGCCUUGCACUUCAAAACGAUGGAGGAAAUGUCAAAGCUUAGGCAACAGCUACUUAAACUGGUCUUCUAUCAGAGUUCCAAAGCUGGUUUUGAAGAGUACUCUUGGAUUCACGGAACUCUAAAGGACAUAGAACAUGCUUGGCGGGUUUCUUCUGAAAAAUAUCCUCUUUCCGUGGUUGAGGAAAGGCUUGUUUGUCAGGCAAUAUGUGCUGGCUGGGCAGACAGAGUUGCCAGACGAAUUACAGCAGCGUUCCGAGUCUCCAAUGGAGAGAAAAGAUCAAGUGCUGUUCGGUAUCAAUCAUGCGUUGUUAAAGACACUGUUUUCCUUCAUAGGUUGUCAUCGGUGUCCAUCGUAGCCCCCGAGUUUUUGGUUUACAAUGAAUUAUUAGAGACAAAACGGCCAGACAAAGAUGGGGUGACAAGUUCCAUCAGAGCAUACAUGCAUGGAGUAACAAGCGUGGAGCCAGCUUGGCUUGUUGAGCACGCCAAAUCGAACUGCGACUUAUCUAGAUCCGUCAUGGAUCCCAAACCUUUCUACGACGCGCAGACUGACCAAGUAAAGCAGUGGGUCAUCCCAACCUUUGGACGUUUCAAUUGGGAGCUUCCAAUGCAUCCUUUGCCCAUCAACAAAGAUAAAAAUUAUGAUCAUCAGGUAAAAGUGUUCGCCUAUGGUUUGCUUGAAGGCCAGGUUUGUCCUUGUUUAAAAUCUGUCCGCAGAUAUAUGUCAGCCUCUCCUGACAGUAUUUUGAAGAAUGAAGCAUUGGGUCAAAAGAGGGUGGGGAAUCUUUUAAGCAAAUUAAGGAGCAGGCGAAUCGAUAGUGCUGCUACGUUGCGAACUGUGUGGAAGGAGAAUCCAAAGGAAUUAUUUUCAGAAAUCUUGGAUUGGUUUCAGCAGAGUUUUCACAGCUACUUUGAAGAGUUAUGGUUACAAAUGCUAAGCGAAGUGCUUAGGGAGACACAAGAACACCCUCGGAAGACAAGUUCUAAGAAAAAGUCUAAGGGAAUAUCUAAAUCACAUUGAUAAUUCCUCAACAGAGAAUUGCUUCUCAGACUUGUAUCUUGAUGUAGUUGCUAGGAAUUUUGUUAUGGAAUAGAUCAAAAAGAAAGUUAGUUGGGUUUGGUUGCUGAUGAGCCAAAUGUGAUUAUUUUGGUGAAGCUAGGAGUAUCAGCAUAUUUUGAGGAGGCAUCAUUGUAUGGUUAAUGUGAUUGGAAUAUUUUUACGUUCAAAACACAGUUAAAUUAAAUUAUUUAAGUAUCCUUACAUCUUAGUAUAUCAAAGUUGUAAUAUGU
This is a messenger RNA of Arachis duranensis, 4503 nucleotides long. Its product is annotated as ATP-dependent RNA helicase DEAH13. NCBI's taxonomy places the organism in Eukaryota, Viridiplantae, Streptophyta, Magnoliopsida, Fabales, Fabaceae. The record is from RefSeq and is a predicted model, not a curated record. Bases 227 to 4234 code for a protein of 1335 amino acids. Gene Ontology annotation, cellular component: intracellular anatomical structure; nucleolus. Gene Ontology annotation, biological process: maturation of SSU-rRNA from tricistronic rRNA transcript (SSU-rRNA, 5.8S rRNA, LSU-rRNA). Gene Ontology annotation, molecular function: ATP hydrolysis activity; ATP binding; RNA binding. The transcript is spliced from 12 exons.